Molecule: messenger RNA, 2162 nt
Organism: Archocentrus centrarchus (flier cichlid)
Lineage: Eukaryota; Metazoa; Chordata; Actinopteri; Cichliformes; Cichlidae
Gene: rsrc2
Product: arginine/serine-rich coiled-coil 2
Exons: 10
Coding region: 119-1333 (404 amino acids)
Source: RefSeq, a predicted model, not a curated record
GUUACCUCUAAGGAGCUAGUCAGCGGGCCUUAGCAGUGAGCUACCUCUACCUUUCCGUCUUCGUUUACAAAGACAACAAAGAAAUCGCAGUUACGCAUAUAUAUUAUACUUCGACAUAAUGUCGGCGAGUGACAAUGACUCUGUCGACUUGACCAGAUCUGGCUCUCCAGUUCAUCACAGAAAAAAGCAUAUGGAGUCAUCGAAGUCUCCCAGAAGCUCCAAACAUCACCAUUCACGGUCAAGGUCACGCUCCAGAGACCGAAAACGUGACAGAAAAUACAGACGGAGUCGCAGCAGGAGCAAAGAGGCACGAAAGAGGGAUUCUGAGAAGCCAUCGAAAUCACACCGAAAAACAGAUGAACUGCAAGAGAGACUUUCAGCAGAGAACGGGGAGGAGCGAUCCAGGCGCAAGGACAGGAAGUCCUCGAAGGGCCGGAGCCUGUCCAGAUCACAGUCCAGAGAGAGACGGCACCACAGCAGAAGUAGGGACAAGCGGCGAUCAAGAUCACGCAGCCGGGACAAGAAGAAGAAGGCCAGGUCUCGCUCAGGUUCAAGGACCAAACACCGUCACCAUAGCAGAAGUCGCAGUAAGAGCAGGGAACGAAAGAAAAGGACUGAAAAGGUGCGCAGGAAGAGUCGAAGCAGAACUGUUAGUCCACCUGCCUUCCGGGGCCGAAACACAGCCAUGGAUGCUCAAGAGGCGCUGGCAAGAAGUCUUCUUCCCAGGCUGGAGAGAGCGAAGAAACUACAGGAGCAGAAGGAGAAGGAAAUGUUUGAGAAACAGCAGCAGCAACAGCAGGAGAUAGCCGCAGCAGCGGCUGCAGCUGCAGCAGCUGCCUCAAACCCCGCCCUCAAUGUGGCAGCUCUCCUGGCCUCUGGGACGCAGGUUACGCCUCAGAUCGCCAUGGCAGCACAGAUGGCGGCCCUACAAGCAAAGACACUGGCAGAGACUGGUAUUGCCGUGCCCAGCUACUAUAACCCGUCUGCUGUAAAUCCAAUGAAGUUUGCAGAGCAGGAGAAGAAGAGGAAAAUGCUAUGGCAGGGAAAAAAGGAUGGGGAGAAGUCCCAGACAGCGGAGCUGUGGGAGAAGCUUAACUUUGGAAACAAGGACCAAAAUGUUAAAUUUCGCAAACUGAUGGGUAUUAAAGGAGAUGACGAAGUGGAAGCUGCCAAACCACUCAACGAUGAAGGCAUCAAGACUCUUCAGAAGCAGGAGGAGAUGUUUAGGAACCUUGAUGUUCAGUAUGAGAUGGCUCGUUCUCAGACACACACUCAGAGGGGAAUGGGCCUCGGCUUUUCCUCCUCAUUCUCACGUGGAAUGGAUUCCAUGUAGUGCCAAACUGGUUGUCGUUGCCACUCUUGAUCGUAUGGGACUCCCAAUUCAUUGCUAGCCCUAAAGCUUUCACGGAUGUUGCUCUGAAUAUGUAAUUUAUUUAAAGACAAAGGUCUCACAUAUUGGAACAUUGUAAAUAGCCAGUUGCUGAGUUUGUCUCAGUGUUUAUUAAUCUGUACAUCUCUGGAAAAGGAAGCAUCAUUUUGUUGGGUUGAUGCUGGAUAAAAAAGUGCAUAUGUUUUGAAUAAUGUGCUAACUUUUUAAAAAACAAGUCAAAUGUAUAUUGAUGUGAUUGUUUGAACAUAAACUAAAUAUGUGGUUCAAGUGAACACUGUUUACAUCCAUUAGCAAAAGGUAUCUGAGGUCAAAGUAGCAUAAUCAGAAUCCUUUAGUUUCUCUUCUCCUGAUUGGCAGAAACACCUUGUAUAAAAUGCAAUAUGUAUUCUCUGUAUUAGCGGAUGGGUUGUAAUACAUACAGUCUUCUGAAUUGUCCUGUAGAGAGAUGAGCAUGGCAGGAAUAAUUAUGGUUCAAACAUUCUUUAAAUAAAUUAGUUUUGUGUCUGAAAAAAGGUUUUAUAAUACGUCACAGUACUGGAUUUUAUAUGCGAUACAUGUGGGUAAUAACAGUUGCUACAAAUUAAGGGGAUCCUGGGAAAGUAACAUUGCUUAUAAUCUGUAUGUUUCCAGCAUCCGUUUAUUCAACACUGUGAAAAAGUCUUGAGCUACUUUUUUUUUUUUUUAAAUACUUUGCUUGCAAAGAGUAACAUAGGAGGACUGUGUUGUAUUUUUUUUAAAGUGGUCUUGAGUAAUAGUUCUGCUUUUCCCCUCA